UGCUCGUGGCUCGUACGCGAGCGUGCCGAGAGUCGCGUGCGGACCACGCGGCCGCUCGGAGUUCCUGCCCUCUCGUUCCCGCUCUUUGCUUACUCCGUAACUCCGCUAACUUAGUACUCCCACGGCCGCCGCGAGUGAGUGACGUGUCGAACCGCACGACAACACUAUGAAGUGAACGCGUGUUUACGAUGCACAUCAGUGAUACUAACCUAAGUUAAAAACACUGUGAACGGAGGUGAUUGGUUCAAAUCUCACAAGAAUAUAAACUAGUAGACUAAAAAUGUAGUCAACAACACAUAUGUAUGUGGACUAUUUAUUUAUUAUGAAGACUGACUGCACCCUGUAAGGUCAAAAUGCACGGUCUAUCACAUUUCCUGCACAAGCACCAUUCGCGUGAAUCUACCCCGCCGCUAGAGAAAGAUGAUAGCACAGAGAGCUGGCACUCUACAAACAGUUCGAUUGAUUCCCGUCAUGGUACCUCUCACGAUGCGCAAUCUAGAUCUAUUCCGAUCAACCAACGCGGCUCUUACGCCCAAAGAAGUUUGCGAGGAACUUCGGGAAGUCCUUACGAAUUUGCAUCUAGUCCCCGUGACCGCUACCCAAAUUUUGCGAGCUACUUUCGUGACGUCAUGGACAGGGGCUCAACGUCAUCGCACCAACCAUACCACACACACUACCACGACAGCAGGCGGCGAAGCGAGGGUGAGCGAUACCAGAUCGGCGUCAAUACAUAUCAGGCCCCACGCCAUGACCACAAACAUUUCGUAUCUCCACUAUACAAUGAUGCCAUGGAUGACAUUCAAGAGAAUGAGUAUAGUAAAUGCGAGCGAUACGGAGAGAUAAGUAACACAAAACUGAGUCACAAGAGUAAAUUUGAUAACAAAAGUUUUGCACAAAAACUAACUGAGAGUGUUAGCGGUACCAAAGAUUCCCACUACCAUUCCCAUGAGAGACGAGGUUCGGGGUCAAGUAGUAGUGGCCAUAAACAUAAGCACCACUCAAUUCAAGAACUGAUCCGUACUUUUAGUAAAAAAGUUAAUCAUUGGCGACAUGAUUCUGGUGGUGAAAGCCGACGCGGAUCCUGUGCUGUUCCGUCUACCAGCAGUGAAGAUUCUCACAAAACUGACUCGGAUGAAUUUCGUUCUAGAUCCAAGUCUUUGGAUGCAGAGCAUCUCCAUAGAAUCUACAAAAGACCGAUACUUGAAGAUGUCGGUACAACUUAUCAAAUUUUCGAUGAAAUUUUACGAGAAGGAGCACAGCUCAAACGCACGGCGUCGCAGGAGGCGGAGAAGCGGCGCUCGUCACUGGGCCACGUGCCCACCAUCAGGCAUCGGGCGUCGGACGCGUUCCUCGAUCCCCACCAUGCUGCCAUGCUGUUCCGCGACUCCAGGGGGUUACCGGUUGCGGACCCGUUCCUGGAAAAAGUCAGCCUCUCCGAUUUGGAGGAGGAUGAGUCGCAGAUCUUCGUGAAGUUCUUCAAGUUCCACAAGUGCUACGACUUGAUACCAACUUCAGCUAAGUUGGUGGUUUUCGACACUCAGCUGCUCGUCAAGAAAGCGUUCUUCGCGCUCGUCUACAACGGCGUCCGCGCCGCGCCCCUAUGGGACUCGCAGCGGCAGAACUACGUCGGCAUGCUGACCAUAACGGACUUCAUCAAGAUCCUGCAGAUGUACUACACCAGUCCCAAUGUAGCCAUGGAGGAGUUGGAGGAGCACCGCCUUGAGACAUGGCGACAGGUGCUGAAAGGUUCAGUAAUGCCGCUAGUGUCUAUCGGGCCGGACUCGUCGCUGUACGAUGCGAUCCGCAUCCUGAUCACCAACCGCAUCCACCGCCUGCCCGUCAUAGACCCGGAGACCGGGAACGUGCUGUACAUCCUCACGCACAAGAGGAUACUGCGCUUCCUCUUCUUAUAUAUAAAUGAACUGCCAAAGCCGGCGUACCUGCAGUGCAAGCUUCGCGAGCUGCGUAUAGGCACGCUGAACGAUAUCGAGACGGCCACCGAGGAGACGUCCAUCAUCGAGGCGCUGCGCAAGUUCGUCAACCGCCGCGUGUCCGCGCUGCCGCUCGUCGACCCCGAGGGCCGGCUCAAGGACAUCUACGCCAAGUUCGACGUCAUCAACCUGGCGGCAGAGAAGACGUACAACAACCUCGACGUGUCGCUGAAGACCGCCAACGAGCACCGCAACGACUGGUUCGAGGGCGUCCAGAAGUGCACGCUCGACGAGACACUGUUUGACGUUAUGGAACGGAUCGUGCGUGCAGAGGUGCAUCGUCUAGUCGUUGUAGACGAAGACGACAAAGUGAUCGGCAUCAUAUCCCUGUCGGAUUUGCUCAUGUACCUUGUACUGCGGCCGACGGGCGAGUGCGGCGGCGCCAGCCUUCGCAACGAACACGCGUCCAUAGAGGAGAGGGACGAGUCCCAAGCCACCGACACCACCGAGGACGAUGACCCCUCGGAGGCCACCGCCGGCGCGGAAGCUCAGUCUGACACUAAUGACACCAAUGACACUAAUGACACUGUGUCCGAAGAGUGAGCGCAGUGUUGCCACGCUAACAAGUAUGGUUUUGUAAAUUUAUAAACGCCGCGGAGUUGGAUCUCUACUGAGACUUUGAAACUUUUUUGUCAAAUGGUUGAUAUUUACAGUCUAGUUCAUUCAUUAUUCAGAUGAACUUUGUAUAUCUUAGAUAGAGAAAGAAGCUUAUUCAAAUCAAAUCAAACACAACAUCGAAUGAAAUAAAACUUUAAUGGGCCCUGAAAUUAUUUUAGUUUUUAUUAUGCGCUAGUCGCCACAUUUCAUUCAAAUACCCAGUGAAAUCUCACUAGGUUUAUUAUCUAUUUUGGUUUUAAAUAUGGCUUAAUUUUGAACAAGCUUUGGCAAGAAAUCAGUAUGUAGUACCAACUCCACGGCCCUUUUUGUUAUAAUCACCAUCUAGCUCGUAGAAUAGUAUUAGCAGGCAGGAUACUUUCUAUAGUACUACAUUUAAUCAGUAACAACAUAAUAUACUAUUGGUUCUUAAUCAUUCUUUUUAGAAGUUAAAUAUAAAUGGCUCCAAAUAUGUCGAACAUUUAAGCAACAUAUUUAGGGUAAUAGUAUUGAAAUAUCUUAGAAUAGUUAUUAUCAUGUCUGCAUAUAUUGUUGCUCAUACUACAGUACCUAAUCGUGUUCUAUUUCUAUCAAUUUACCUAAGAUAUCUAAUUUACAAGAUCAUCAGGAUAGUGUGACUAGUUUUAAGGUAGCGGGCAACACUGGCGUCGUUGUGAUUCCUCUGCAUGUUCGCAAGUAGUUUGUAAUUUUUUGAAUUUGUAUUUCGGGUCAGUGAAUUGACAUUUAUUCCAUAGACAAACACAGAGAAGAGAAGAGAUGUUAUUGCAUGUGGACUACAUAAAAAUAUAGUUGGUUGCUAAGUGCUAAUUUCACCUUAUGAUUGUGAAUUGUGAUAUGUCAUUAACUAAACUUUUGCUAAUAUUAACAGGGCUAUUAAAUCGUCUUUCGUCUCAUGAAAUCAAUGUCGCAGACCAUCCAAAUCGAAAUGCUACUUGAAACCUAGCAUGUCAUUUUAUACGUCACUUAUGUUAAGCAACCAAUUUUAUAAUGAUUUAAUUUUAUAAAAAUACAAUCCAUCUUAUAACAAUAAUGUUUUAUGAAUAAUAUUUUACCUGUUUUUAUAAUUAUAUUUGUUAUGUAUCCGAAUACUUAACAUCAGAAAUCAGAGACACCUCUCAAGCGUGAAGUUCAUCAUAGACAAGACUCCGCCACACGUACAUUCUCCCCUGUGCUUUUUUAUGGUUUAAACGUCAAAAUAUUGAUCUGAAUUCGACCGUAGCAUAGUGUAGUGUAGCCGCUGGCGCCACGCGUGAGCGAUAGGAGGUUUUCAGGAGACGGUUGUGAUUCGAGAUCGACUUUACUCUUAAAUCGUGAACGCUCGCUUAAUGUCUUACCAUAAAUAGUUUUUAUAACAGUUUUCAAUUCCACUUUUGAUAUAUUUGUCGUACAAUCACGCCUGUUGUAGAACAAGAACGUUAUUCCACAACAGGCAUCAUUAUACGACAUACGUGUAUUCCAUUUUGUGUGUAUAGUUGCGAAUCAGUUGUAUUUUUGUUGUAUAUUUUUUGGUCGUGUUAUUCCCCCGUCGAAAAGCGUAGGUGCCGACUGAUGUACUUAGUUGAUAACUGUAAAUUAGCUACUAGUCGUGUCUGACAAGCGCAUUUUAUCAAGAACCGCCAAAUAAAUAAAUACUAGCUUUAAUUUAUGAUAUACUAAAAUCAUCACAUUAUAUCGUAAUUAUUUAUUUAAUUAUUGAAGAAUACUUACGUCUGACGGGUCAUUGGCGCAUAGAUGCGUGAUUGCAGACACGAUUACUUCAUACAUAUUACCCGUGUUCACAAAAAACAUUGAAAAUCAACACUUUUUGGGAAAGAAGCAUUUAUAGCACUAUUUUUUAUAGUUUAUAAUAAACCAUUUAUUAAGGACCCAUCAUACUUUUUGUUAAAAAUGAUUACUACAAAUUUCGUUCAUAUGCCAGUUUGCUUUUUUUGCAGACCCAAUUCUUGUGAAUACGGGUAAAUAUAACAUCUGAAAGUUAUAACUGCAUUGUAAUAACUAAUUGAUUACUUGGUGUAUGUCGUUUUACACUAAGAUUAAUGUGCGCUGUACUUCGGUCGGCCGACCUUAAUUUUUGAUCAUACCUGUGGUAAUCGUUUUAUUUAGUUAUCGACAGCUCAUUUACUUACAAUCGACGACCCAUCUCUUGAAUAAAAUAAUACGUCGAUUGCUUUUUCAGUCGAAAACUAUACUUAUUGUUUAGAUGAUUGGGUUGAUAAUCAUCUACGAGUUCCGUUUCUUCGUACUUGCGAUUAGCUAAAUUGGAAUAGGUUUCAUAUUCAUAAAGUAUUUGUGUGAAAUAGUUCUUCCAAUUUCUGAUAACUUUUAUGUAUGAUAAUGUGUGCAUGCGAUGUUUUUCAAGUAGUUUGAGGCCCGAUUCCGUUGCGGUUAAAUAUACACUCAAUUAGCGUUCAACGCAUUUAAAAUGUAUGGAAUUGGCCAAUUAGAGACAGUUGCAAAUGAUAUGUAUUGUUAGCGCUGAUUGUAUCAAGUGAUUCGUGCCAAACGUGGGCCUAGUGAUCAAAUUUAAUAUUUAAUCAAUUAAAUGUUCAUUACUUACCAAUUUUAUUAUAAUUAACUAAUAAUAUGAUAGUGGAUAUCGUAAAUUUUCUUCUAUAUACAAUGAUUAAUCGCAGUAUGUAUACAUAAGGGGACGAAAAUAGGGGAGUAUAAUAAUAAUAUUUAAUAUCUUAAUAAAUGUAUGCUAUCAACAUAAUAAUAAGAUCUGGCGUUCUUGCCAGCACAAUUUAUGUAUAUUAAUGUAUUUCUGUGUCCAUUUAAAUAGAGUUAGAAUUCGAGUAGUCAUUUAUCUAUGUACCUUACAUUACUUUUAUAUGAAUAUUUAAAUUUAAAUGCAAGUGAUUUAGUACUAGCACGUAUCAUACCUAAAUUUUUUGUCUAUACGGUGUCUGUACACUUGGCUGUGCGAGAUUUAAAAAGUCAAAUCUUUUUCUAUUUUCGAGUCAAGAACGUAAUGUGAAGUGUCAUCAAUCGUGUGCAGACACACCUAAGGCGAAUGUGUUUGGUAAUAAUAAAAUUCUUAAACGUAUUGUCAAUAUAAUACGGCCUAAUUUCAACAAUCAAUUAUGAUCACACUUAAUGCAUAAUUGUCUACUAUUUGUAAACGUUGAAAAAUCACAAGUUCACAACUAUGAUGGUGGGCGCGAGAAGACCGAUUGGUCGUGACGAGUAUGUAUAGCUAGCACGGUUUAUGAUAGUACUGACUUAUAAUGCAUUUUAGAAAAUAUUGAAAAAUAAUAAUAAAUUCAACAUCAUAAUAAUGUUGAAUUAUUGUUGCCAAAAUUGUUUCCACUUUUGCUCUACUCUAAUCAAACAUACCGACCUCUGGUAUACUUUGUGUAAAAUAAGUGUAUGUGACAUUGUUUGUUACGGGUAAAAUUAUUAUGUUCAUACACAUGACUAAUAUUGCUUUGAAGGAAUGGUAUUGGGAAGAUAGUGGCUCGCCUAGAUAAUAAUGAGGCGUUUGCUUGCCUAACUCGUUAACCUACUAGUGCUUCUAUGAGUGGGGAUUCGUGGGCAAUGUCUAUUUUUAACCCUUCACUCGCCGGCAAAUGUCGGGAAGCCACUACGCUACGACAAGUGCUGGCCGUACCAACGCUCGAACGUCGCGCCCAGGCGAUCAGGGGGGUUACUCCGAAAAACGUUAUCCGAAGUUUCGAAUAUUGCCAUCCCUCUCACGCAAAGCGAGAUGCCAGCAUGAGCGACGGUGACAGAUAGACCCGGAACUACGUAAACAGUGUUUCGGAGUAGCCCUCCAGUUGCUCACGCGUUCCGCAAGUAUUAUAAAUUGUGUUAUUAAUUUAUGAGUAGCGUAACGAUUUAAUUGUUAUACAUUUUGUAUUUAUAAAUCAAUAACCUAGCGAUUAUAAGCUUAGAUGACAUCUAAAUCUUUGCAUCACAGUCAUUUUUGUAUAUAAACAUCCAGUAAUGUUAUAUGUAUACAGGAGAUUUCGUAAAGUAAAUGUGUUCAAUGUUGUUGAAAGAAAAAAUAUAAAAACGCACACACGACAUUAUAAAGUCUUGAAUAUAAACAUUUGGUUCCAUCUAA
Molecule: messenger RNA, 6672 nt
Organism: Ostrinia nubilalis (European corn borer)
Lineage: Eukaryota; Metazoa; Arthropoda; Insecta; Lepidoptera; Crambidae
Gene: Snf4agamma
Exons: 10
Coding region: 354-2534 (726 amino acids)
Biological process (GO): protein phosphorylation; regulation of catalytic activity
Cellular component (GO): cytoplasm; nucleotide-activated protein kinase complex; nucleus
Molecular function (GO): AMP binding; protein kinase binding; protein kinase regulator activity
Source: RefSeq, a predicted model, not a curated record